Cuscuta campestris is the source of this 1392-nucleotide messenger RNA. The record is from the annotation of a GenBank genome assembly. NCBI's taxonomy places the organism in Eukaryota, Viridiplantae, Streptophyta, Magnoliopsida, Solanales, Convolvulaceae.
AUAUAAGAAAACAAGUGGAAAUUAAAUAAAUAAACCCAGUGACAAAUCGAUGAGCACAAGAUGGAAAAUUCAAUAAACACUUCAACCACACAUUUCCACUAUAUACUUAUGUGACUUUACUCCUAUCUCUUCACUUUUUAUUCUAUUUUUAUUCCAAAAUAAAUUUUUUUAAAUCUGUUUUAUCAAAUAUAGUUAAUAUAUAUCAGAUUUUUUAUUAUUAAUUUUCAAAAAAAAAAUAAUAUAAUCGGAUCUUUAAACAACAAAUUAUGAUACACACACACACACACAAAAUCGGAUCCUUGAUUAUUAGUUUUCAAAAAAAACGAGUUAAGUGAGAAAGAAAGAAUUUGUAAAAAGAUAUGAGAGAAAGAUCCAUAGAAAUAAAAAUCUUACAUCCAUAAACGAAGAUCUAUUGAAAAUCAUCUUGGCUUUCCGGGAGCGUAGACACAGAGGGGGAGAGACCGAGACAGAGAGGGAGUGACGGUGAGGGAGAGACCGAGACAGCGACGGCUUUCCGGCGGCGUAGAGAUAGAGAUGGAGAGACCGAGACAAGCGAGAGGCGGAAAUGGAGUGAGCGAGAGAGAUCCAGUUUGGAUACAUGGUUCAUAUGUUGACACCGGCAGCUCUGCUAGCAUCAUGUACAAUAAGACAUUUGAGGAGUUAGGUCUGAAGAAAGAAUCCUUGAAGAGGAUUCGAACCUCUCUAUUUGGGUUCACGGGCGACAUCGUUGACGCCGAGGGACUCGUCGAGGAAUGCUCCCGGUUCCGGAGGAGCGGCACGAACGACGCUGAUGUUCUCCGGCUUGCCACGACCCGGUAUCAAGACGACGGGAACCAAGGCAAGGUGCCUAUCGAUCUUUGGAGGAUUUUGAGUCGUUCCCCGAAGUGGCAACAACUCAACAAUCCCGACGGCGGAUCGUUCCGGAAAAGAUCCACCGUCGACGCCGAGGUUGAGGUCAACGAGACUAUCGGUUCUACCGAUCAAAUCCCUCCCUUCAACGUUGCGGAUUCCGAUGACGAGGACCCAAUUCCGAGGCCGAUCGGAAGAAAGAAGGCAAAAUCCAUUGCCUCUGGUUCGGGAGGGUCCGCCUCUGUUUCCGCUUCUCCCCGCGACGAAAUCGGCUGGGCAAUGAUUGAACAACUUCGGGCGUUCAAUCUCCAAGAACAAGAGAGGUUGAAGCUAAAGGAGAAGGAGUUGAAGCUAAAGGAGCAGGAGGCCGAGAUGAAAGUCAUGCAAACCGACCCCGGGACGUUGUCGGAGUUUGGACGAAUGAUCUAUGAGCAAAGAAUGAGAGAGAUCAAGGAGAAAUAUAAUUUACCUUAGUUUUUUAUUAAUGUAUAUUUUUUUAAAUUAUUGUCGCUUUUUUUUAUUUAAUUAAUGUAUUUUUUUAUU